GGGGGACUGCGUCGAGCAUCAUAGCGGAAGUAGGCGCUAGGGCGCGCCGUUGCUAGAGCUUCGGCCCGGGGACGGCUCCAGCUCCCAGCUCGGCGGCCGGGCCUGAGGAUGGCGUCGCUGGGGCUGAGCGAGCGGGAGCAAGCCGGCUGCCGCCAGAUACUGGAGUUGCUCGAGACCGAGGAGCUGCUGGCGCUGACGGACACCGUCACUAAUCGCCUGGUACAUCCGGAGAACCGCCAAGGUGUGCGGAUUCCCUUGCGGCGGGCAGCCUUCCGCCCGGUCGCGCCCAUCUCGGAGCGGGGAAGCGGGCGCCUGCCCUCGUGCCUGAGCGCGGCGGAGGGGUUGCGGUCCCCGGGCCCGUGCGUUCCCCAUGGCCUCUGGUCGGCGGCGGCACCCGACACAGCGGCGAAGGCGGAACGGGACCGGGCCUUGCGGAACGCGGCUGCCGCUGGUUCGGUUCGAUCGCCUCCUGGGCUGCAUCCGUGCCAGCAGCACCGGCGUUCGUUCACCUGCAGAGGCCAUUCAGGCCAUCUUGGUUUACAGCCAAAGUGCAGAAGAACUUUUGAAACGAAGAAAAGUAUAUCGAGAAAUAAUUUUUAAGUAUUUGUCAGGACAAGGAAUUGCAGUGCCUCCUUCCUCCGAGAAACAUCAACUCAUUGCCUGUGUAAGGGAGUACUGGGACAGGAAGCUCACAUCACGUGUCUCACAGUCGGGGGAGAGAACAACACAUGCAGAGGGUCAUGAAAAGAGGCAGAAGUCCCAGGAUGAUGUUCAUAAUCUAGGAGGAGAAUUCUGCCAAUGGUACUUUGAACUCCUGAAUUCUCAGCAUCCUCUGGGAGUAAAAUCUGAAGAAACUUGGGGACCGCAGCAUUUCUGGGAGAAUGCCAAAAUGAAGUUCUGUUACAACACAGUAGAAAAAAAUGUGGAAGAUUAUGAUGGUGCGGAAAUGGUGAGCCUUCGUCUGCUCUCGCUGGUUAAAGAAGAAUAUCUUUUAUUCAACCCUAACUUGACUGCUGAUGGACUGAAAUGUGCCAUGUCUCGACAUGGGUUAGUACUGGUGGCAGUGGCCGGCACAGUACAUAGAGGCAACAUAUGUUUGGGUAUCUUUGAACAAAUUUUUGGACUCAUUAGGUGUCCUGUUAGAGGGAAUACCUGGAAAAUAAAAAUUGUGGAUCUUAAAAUAGUUGGACAGGAUGCUCUGGAGCCUGGAAUCCAGAUCGAGAAACCCUCCAUCAAAUACGAGUCAAAUCAACUGCAAGAGUGGUACGAUGGGAGAGAACUGGCAGUGCUCGAACCUCACAAAUACUGAGCAAUGCUUUCAAGAUAGAGUGACCAAUGGUGGGGGAAAAACCUGUACAGCACUUAUAGUGCUUAGUUGAGGAUUGAAAUGGUUGAAGCAAUGUGAUUUUGUCUCUUUCUUGAAUCAGAUUUGCUGGAUGACAAAUGGAAAUGCAGAGUCUAAAGUAUUCAUACAGGUGAUGGUUUGGAGUACCUUUCUGACAGCUAACAAACAUUUAAACAUAUCACUGUAGAGUUUGUAACUAUAGUUGGGAAUGGAGUUACUUAAAGAAUGCAGGUACAUUUGAUUAUGGGAAGUUUUAUGUCAAGUUGGAUGACCUUGAGAUCACAAGCUGCGAGUUGCUUCUUUUUGAGAAACCAUUUUAAAUUCCUGAGUUAUAAGAGAACAUCCUUGCUUCUGGCUUUCUGAAAUUGAGACUGGUGAAUGUCCGAAUGGUCUUUUAAAAGUCCCAAGAAAGCCAUCUGCUGAUUUGGGAAUUGUUGGAGGGAACGGGCAGAGUGAAGCAAAUGGAGAUGCUGCCUAUUCAUUCUGAAUGUGAUUUCUCCUCUAGCCAGUAGUAGCAGUUUACUGGGACAGUGCAGAGGUUAGCAGAGGUUGAAUUUUGUAUCUUUAUUUUCGUUCACUUUACAGUUCCAUCGUUGAGAUGGUUUGCAGGUAUCUGUUUCUAGCACUUGGAUCAAAUGGUUGAUUUUAUGACUUGCAGACUUAGUGUCUGAAGCAAAUGCUUUGAUAAUUAUUUUGCAUAUACUUGCAACAGAGUUUCUAAUAUAAUAAUUGUAAUUUUUAUAUGUUUUCUCAAAAUUGGAAUUUCUGUCUACUCCUAGCUGCUUUAUUAUAUUGUCCAGACAAUGGGAGUUCACAAGUGGUGAUAUAAAAUAAAUAAAGAAUCUAAAUACUGCUGAAA
Gallus gallus (chicken) is the source of this 2204-nucleotide messenger RNA. RefSeq names its product C3orf38 homolog (gene C3orf38). The transcript is spliced from 3 exons. The record is from RefSeq and is a predicted model, not a curated record. Bases 371 to 1309 code for a protein of 312 amino acids. Lineage: Eukaryota; Metazoa; Chordata; Aves; Galliformes; Phasianidae.